Amoebophrya sp. A25 is the source of this 4093-nucleotide messenger RNA. The record is from the annotation of a GenBank genome assembly. NCBI's taxonomy places the organism in Eukaryota, Dinophyceae, Syndiniales, Amoebophryaceae.
GUCGUCUAGACGCGCAUCGGCGAGGGACAAGGUUCCACCGAGGGAUGCUGAGAUCUUAUUCAUUAUAACUUCCACUGGUAAGGUAGGUAAUGCACGACACGCCUACACAUUUUAAAGAAGUCGAAAGAACUUUAUGAAUGAAAAACUGAAAUUAUGAGGGAAGAGGCUGCUGCAUCACCUGGUUUCUCCACGACGGCGAGCACGUCGAGUAAAGCGACGGAGCAAGCGAUCACCGGAGACAAGGUGACCGUAAUCGAUUUCGGAUCGCAGGUAACCCACUUGAUUUGUCGACGUGUGCGGGAGCUCGGCGCUUACUCCGAAUUGAUUAGUUGCCGCAAUGUCGAUGAAACGUAUUUGGACACGUUUCAGCCGAAGGCAGUCAUCCUAUCCGGAGGCCCUUCAAGCGUUUACGAAGCGGACGCGCCGCACCUGAAAAAAGAGCUGUGGGAGAUACUCUAUCGUCGGAAAAUACCAGUUUUGGGUAUCAACAACGAGAACAAUGUCAAAAAAAUUUGAGGGUUAUACAUGGUGGUACAAGUACUUCCACGAUCAUGAAGUUAAUAAUAUGGACGCUAAGAUAAAGCCAUGGGUUUAAUGUCACAGUGGUCGAUUCCGCCUACUUCAAUGUAUGCAUCAGCAUUUUCGUCCACCUGCCACGACAACUAGUGUUCUCUCCAUUUUUAACGCCAGGAAUAUGUUACGGGCUGCAGGAGAUGAUGUGGGCGCUCGGUGGCGAGGUGAAGCCUGGAGGGACACGGGAGUUCGGCUAUGCGGAACUUAUCAAAACUUCGUCGCCCAAUGGCGAGAAUUUUGGACUUUUUGCAGGCUUGAAAACUGGAAACCAGUUGUGGAUGUCGCAUGGUGACAAGGUCACCCGCAUUCCAGAGGGGUUUGAGGUGCUUGCUUCCACAGAUAACUGCGAGUACGCGGGGAUAUGCGACUACGAGAGAAAUUUUUACGGCGUGCAAUUCCAUCCCGAGGUAACGCACACAAAAAACGGGAAAGACAUUAUCAAGAAUUUUCUUAUUUUUAUGGCGGAUCGUGCAGAAUCUAUCAGGACGAGUUGAUGUUGAUCGUGUGAACUAGUCAUGCGUGAUAAUGUCGAUAAAGUUAACUAUUCAUUGGAAGAAUGUGCUGAAGAAGUAGAAAAACCUCCUGCUACAGGAAAGAUACUAGAAUAAACUAACAACUUACUUAUAUAAAUAUAUGUUCCAGGGGUGGAGGCUCCCCUCCCUGUGGAUGGAGCGGUAGUGGCGUCCGCGCGCCCUUUUUUCCGCGGUGGUGACAUGUAAGGACCUCAGGGGGCGGAGGCCUCAAAAGGCGGGGCCGGAGGCUCCUGGUGGCUCUCCGCGUGUACCCCACAGGUGUCCCGACUCUUGGGCCCUAUCCGGGGGGCGGCCUCCGGGGGAAGAAGACCGCCGAAGGCGGACACGAUCACGAGGCGUGGCCCCUUUGGCCCUCAUCCCCCCAAUUGGUGGCAGCGUCCGCCACCACCAAACGCCCGGGGGGUUGAUGACCAAAGGCGAGGAGGAGUGUGGGCAAGGCGUGCCCGCCUGGGUUCUGUCGGAUACAUGCAGCACGGCGAAAGGGGUCAAGCCUUGCCACCUGCUGCCCUCGGAGGCCUUCCACUUCCCAAGAGACUCCCCCAGUGAGGAACCCGCGCCCUGGAGGCAACAAGCUGCAACACGCUGCAAUAAGCCAAAGGGGGCCCAGCCUUGCCACCUUUGCCACCUUCGGAAGCCUUGCACCCCCGGCCUUCGGUGCUUAGACGGCCUCAGCGAUGGGGGCUCUGUAAGGUCCAGGGCCAGGCAAGAAGCGGAGGUGGGCGCUUGGAAGCCUUCCCGCCUGGCAGUCUCUCGGGAAAAAGGGUCUGGGGCGGGCGCCCCCCUCAAAAAUUUAGAGGGGGGGAGGCCUUGGCCCCUGGGGGGGCGUAUAUUUACUUACUUACUUUUUACGUCGUUGGUGAAGAUAGAGAUGAUUUUGUAGUUGGCUCUCCAUGUACUUCUGGUCUGUCUCUAAAGAUAGCAGUCUUUCCCAGAACACACGAGCAUACGCAAAGGCAGGGGCCGAGGAGAAGGGAUGUACAUUUUGGAUUUACUGAUUGAGCCGGUAUAGAACCUCUGCUUCAUGUUGAGUUUCAUCGAUCCGUUUUUUUUCCCGACGGCUCUUAUAAGAUUAGGAUUUUUUAGUAGAACAAGAUUAUCCUAAGUAGAAACAUGAUAACUAUAACAAAAAUGCUCCACAAGCAGGUAUGUCCAUUAGACCUCCGCCUUUCUCCUUCGAGAAGUGGACGAUGAGAAAUUUCUGCGACCUGGAAAGCGCAAAAAUUCGAGAGCAAGUGGGUCCAGACGCGUACGUCUUGGGGGGGAUUUCAGGUGGUGUCGAUAGCAGUGUAGCAGCAGCCUUGAUGCAGCGAGCGAUCGGUGAUAGAUUCUCGCCUUUUUUGAUCGACACUGGGUUACUACGAAAGGACGAGUCCACGGAGGUAACGCGGCGACUAAAAGAGCACAUUCCUGGUUUGCGAUUGAAGUGCGUCGACGCGAGUGCCGAGUUUUACGCAGCCUUGAAGGGUGUCACGGAACCCGAAGCAAAGCGGAAAAUCAUCGGAAGGCUCUUCAUAGAUGCCUUCGAGAGGGCCAUUCGAGAAUCAGGGUUACCGAUAGAAAACACGUACUUACUCCAGGGAACCUUGUACCCGGAUGUAAUCGAGUCAACGUCUUUCAAGGGCCCCAGCUCAGUCAUAAAAUCGCACCACAACGUAGGAGGCUUGCCGGAAAGGUAUUGAGGUCUCUCCCCUUGUAGUUCUGUCGUACUAUGACUGCACCGUGAAACAUCCAAACCUUCUUGUUCUCGUUGUUUAUUUACCUAACCAAGCCACAGGUCGUUGGAUCAUUGCUGCGACUUGAUCAACCUUCAUGUUUUCUCUUUUUCUCCUUUGACAUGAUGAUGUUAUUUUCAAUUUUCUCGAAUAUAUUGCAGCAUGACAUCAAGCACUCCUGCACCACACACACACACACACACUUUUCAAUCUUCUUUUUCUAGAUUGAAGUUCAAAGGGCUGAUCGAGCCGCUGCGGAUGUUGUUCAAGGACGAGGUUCGCUCUCUUGGUCGGGAAUUAGGUUUGCACGAGGAAAGCAUCAUGCGCCACCCGUUUCCUGGACCUGGGUUAGCUAUACGCAUUGUUGGUGGAGAGGUCACACGCGAGAGAGCAGACGUGCUCAGAGAAGCCGACUAUAUUUUCAUCAGCAGUCUAAAAGAAGCUGGAGUCUACAACGACAUCGGACAGGCCUUCGCGGUUCUCUUACCUGAGUGCAAAUCAGUAGGUGUCAUGGGGGAUGCAAGAACAUACGAAAUGACAGUGGCGCUUAGGGCGGUAAAUUUCAUUUUGAUGGACUUGGAGCUUCAUCUGGAUCUCGACUUUUGUGUGUGGUAGCAACGUCCUGUACUGCAUGUACCACAACUAACUGACGAUAAAACUGAAUAGACUAAAAAACAGUGCUGGUGCACUACUUCGUCCAUUCUAAAUCCUCAGGAUCAAUAUUUUCUGGUUUCACAUGCGUCUCCGUCUUCCAUUAGAAUAAUGAUUAACUCUAACAUAUGAAACGAAAAAGUGUACUCAUCCUCAAGAAAGUAGGCACUUUCUAAGUAGGAAAAAACCUCUUUUCUUGAGUAUGAGUACACUUUUUUCUGUCAUAUAACAGGUACAGUCCUCGGAUUUCAUGACCGCUGAUUGGUAUCCCAUUGACUGGAAUUUGCUUAGCCGAAUAUCAAAUCGGAUUAUUAACGAGGUCAGGGGAGUCAAUCGUGUGUGCUAUGACUGCAGCUCGAAGCCACCUGCCACGAUUGAAUGGGAGUAGACGCUCUUCUAAAAGAACAACUUCGACUGUUUUUUUGAACGAAACAUUUCUUGUUUCUGUGAAGAGUUUUGCUUCCGCUUUUUGCCGCUCGACAAUGACCUCGAGAUGCUUGUAUUUCAUUUAACGCCGAGAUAACUCCCCACAGGACUUGAGGUGUUGUCUUUCGUCUGUUUACAUUUAACGCUUAUACACCUACACCGUCGUCUGCUGCUGCUGCGCCGUGUGUAACUGCCAAC